Messenger RNA from Gilbertella persicaria, 831 nucleotides. RefSeq lists its product as uncharacterized. Gene Ontology annotation, molecular function: dephospho-CoA kinase activity. Lineage: Eukaryota; Fungi; Mucoromycota; Mucoromycetes; Mucorales; Choanephoraceae. The coding region runs from base 1 to 831 and encodes 276 amino acids. The transcript has 3 exons. Gene Ontology annotation, biological process: coenzyme A biosynthetic process. The record is from RefSeq and is a predicted model, not a curated record.
AUGGGUUUCUUAUUACCUCUUUCUGUUCCUAAACUCAAGUGUCUUUCUAGACAACACUCAGAUGCUAUUGAACAAGCUGUUCAGUUGGCUAUUGAACACAAGAGUCAUCUAGUGAUCUCUAUUGAAUCAGAAGAGAUAAAAGCACAUAAAGACUGUAUGGAUGCUAUUUGGAAUACAGUACAGGCAUUUCUAGGCACUAUUUAUGUGAUUCAAUUACAAGUAGCUUAUGUCAAGCAGCAUCCUUUGUUUGAUUGUCAUGUUGUAUUUCAAGAUAUAUGUGGCUAUUCUGUAGAUUCAGAACCUGAUAUAGAUACUGUCUGUAUUUUAGAUACAGAUCCUAUUGAACCCCUUGUGUUCCAACGUGUUGCUGUAGGCGGCACCUUUGAUCAUUUACAUGCAGGUCAUAAAAUACUCUUGACCAUGACUGCACUACUGACUCAGUCCAGUAUGGUCGUGGGUGUCACAGACGACUGUAUGUUGACCAAAAAGAAACACAAGGAAUGGAUUGCUUCCACUUCUGAACGUCUUUUGGCUGUCAAGAAAUACAUGCAAUCCGUAAGACGUGAUAUUCAAUACGAUAUUGUGCCCAUCACAGAUCCAUUUGGACCCACUGUCACAGACCCUACGAUUGAUGCACUGGUAGUAUCCAAAGAGACAUUAAAAGGAGGCGAUUUAGUCAAUAAUGAAAGAGAUAUGCGUGGUUAUCCUCCUUUGGAAUUACGCAUGAUUGAUGUGAUUUCAUCCAACAAUGCUUCUGUUGAAGGACAAGAGAUGGAUGUACUCAAAAUUAGUUCAAGUUGGAUUAGAGAAUACAUUGCCAAUCAUCAAUAA